Molecule: messenger RNA, 1555 nt
Organism: Amphimedon queenslandica
Lineage: Eukaryota; Metazoa; Porifera; Demospongiae; Haplosclerida; Niphatidae
Product: DDB1- and CUL4-associated factor 12-like
Exons: 8
Coding region: 67-1371 (434 amino acids)
Molecular function (GO): protein binding
Source: RefSeq, a predicted model, not a curated record
UCAAUUUUUUGAGAUAAUGGCUCGUGACUUAUCGUGGUAAGCAUGUCCUUCUCUGUUGCUAUUUGAAUGUAUCAGUUAAUGGGGAUUGAGCUGGAGCCCGUGGACACGAUGAACACUCUGUCUUUUUUAAAGGAUCGCUCCUCUCAGCUGGAGCCGGCUGACUUGUACCCUCUCGACGACUUGACACAAAUCGAGAGCAAAGACCAGACAAGCCUUCACCGUCACUUCCCUCACUUUCUGUCAGAGAGACUAGUAGACAUUGGACAGUCUGAUAAAGUUUUUGCUUCAGUUUGGCUCUCUGAGGAUCUUUUUCUCCUUGGCACCAAGAGCAACCAAUUGAUGUUAGUCGAUUUGUCUAAUGGACAAUUGUUUCAGCUCCCACUUCUUAAAAACAGCAGUACACCUGACUGUAGGGAGAAUACCGGUAUACACAGUAUGCAAGUAUCGUAUGACAAUCAGUAUCUGGCAGCAGGUGGUGUCAAUCCCCAUGAACUGGCCAUUUACAAGCUACCAGAAUUGACUCCAUAUGCCUUGGGACAGGGCCAUACAGACUGGAUAUUUGAUAUGACUUGGAUAUCUGAUGAUGUAAUUGUUACAGGUUCUCGAGAUUCAACAAUGGCCGCAUGGAAAGUCCCGGACCUGACUACCCUCCUAGUAGAGGAGAGGCUGUCUCUCUCGUCUCUCAUGAAUCCCUGGCCCAUCGGUCAUCCUCUGGCCGAGUCCGUCCCUAGCAUUGACAUGUUGUUUCAUUUCUCUAAUCACGUGACCCAGCGGGCGGUCUCUGGCAACAAAGUGAGAAGUCUCGUUUGUAACAGACGCAUGCAUACCCUGGCAUCACUUCAGACCAACAUUUGUGACUGCUCUGUUCAUUUCUGGGACACUCAAACAUUUCGAGAGCUGGGAUUCAUCAACCUGUUUCAUCGAUAUGAAAACGUCUGCCUUGAGAUACAGCCUGAGCGUAAUCUUUAUGCCGUUGGGUCGAGAUCUCAUGUAUCACUCAUCGACUGGAGAACUAACAACUCAACAGUUGGUUCAAUAAGAUCCAAAGACCAAGACAAUGGUGUUAGGUCUCUGCAGUUUAAUAAUGAUGUUCUCAGUGUUGGAUCAGGUGCUGGGAGUGUUUCUUUUUAUGAUCUGAGAGCAUCAAGUUAUCCCUCAUCACACUUCAACUCUCAGGAAAUAUACUCGCUAGACACCACUUGUGGAUGGGUGAGAAAAGAUGCAAACUAUCAAGAUUUCUUUAGCAACAUGCCCCAGCCUCCUAAUGCCAUUUAUACUCACAAAUACAGUCCAUCAUACUCCAAAAUGCUAGUAUCUGGUGGCCCACUACCAUUAGGACUCUAUGGCAACUAUUGCUCUGUUUGGUCAUAGACUUUGCUACAAUCUACAAGGCUCAAUUUCAUGAUCACUUUUAUUACUAUCAUCAGUAACUUAUUUAUUUAAAUCUAGUCUAAAAUCCACACUUUUGUGUCUAUAUUUAUUAUUAUUAUUAUUAUUAUUAUUAAACCUCUUUUAUGUUAAGGCAUGCAGUCCUAUUCAGAAUUGCAGUGUCUAU